GUUCCGUAGGCGUUGUUCAUACGCUGUGACAACAGCGUCUACAAUCCAAAGCAAAGGGCCCUUUCUCUUCUGAUAGUUUGAGGGAAAAGAGCCACCAAAAAUGACAACAGCCGCGAGACCGACGUUUGAGCCAGCGAGAGGAGGGAGAGGGAAGGGAGAGGGCGAUCUCAGUGCGUUGUCCAAACAGUACUCAAGCCGAGAUCUGCCUGGUCACACUAAGAUCAAGUACAGGCAGCUUACCCAGGAUGCCCCCGAGGAGGUGCGUGCCCGGGACUUCCGCAGGGAGCUGGAGGAGAGGGAGCGUGUUGCUGUCCGGGAGAAGACUAGAGAGAGGGGACCAAGAGAACACACCACAUCCUCAUCUUCAUCCUCUAAGAGGCCCAGACUAGAUCAAAUCCCUGCUGCCAACCUGGAUGCAGAUGACCCUCUCACUGACGAUGAGGAGGAGGAUGAUGACUCUGAGGAGGACAGUGAUGACGAUGACACUGCGGCUCUGCUGGCUGAAUUGGAGAAAAUCAAGAAGGAGCGGGCUGAGGAGCAGGAACGCAAGGAACGGGAGCAGAAAGCAGAGGAGGAGAGGAUCCGCAUGGAGAACAUCCUUAGUGGGAAUCCUCUGCUCAACCUAGCUGGACAGCAGCAGCAGCAGCAACAACAGAUAGUCCCCACCCCGAGUGCCUUCAGCGUCAAGAGAAGGUGGGACGAUGACGUCGUGUUCAAGAACUGUGCAAAGGGAGUGGAUGAGGCACGCCGGGAGAAACGCUUUGUCAAUGACACUCUGCGCUCGGAGUUCCACAAGAAAUUCAUGGAGAAAUAUGUGAAGUAGGACUUGCAGCUCUGCUAUGAAGGUGUUCCAUUUCUCUCUGCUCUGUUCCCAGUUCUAAGAGGACAAGGAGGACGUGAUAGAGAUUGGUCUGAAAACAUUGAAUGAGCCUGAAGAAUGGUAUCAUCCGUUGACAUGGAACACGCACAAAAUCCUCUGUAUAUAAAGUAACCUAAUGCCUGACCUGCAAACAAAUUUCAACUAGUUUGGUUUCGUGUACAAUCAAUUUCCACCCCUGAAAGGAAUGGUUGUAAUAGUGACAUCAUCAAUGUCAACUUGUUGUUAUUUAACUUUUACCUUUUUUAAGCUCCAAUGUCAAUAAACCAACAAAAAAGAAAA
This is a messenger RNA of Oncorhynchus masou masou (cherry salmon), 1159 nucleotides long. RefSeq names its product protein CWC15 homolog. Gene Ontology annotation, biological process: mRNA cis splicing, via spliceosome. Lineage: Eukaryota; Metazoa; Chordata; Actinopteri; Salmoniformes; Salmonidae. Bases 101 to 823 code for a protein of 240 amino acids. Gene Ontology annotation, molecular function: RNA binding. The transcript has 7 exons. The record is from RefSeq and is a predicted model, not a curated record. Gene Ontology annotation, cellular component: catalytic step 2 spliceosome.